This is a messenger RNA of Gopherus flavomarginatus (Mexican gopher tortoise), 1906 nucleotides long. It is a transcript of the gene BPIFB4, whose product is annotated as BPI fold containing family B member 4. Lineage: Eukaryota; Metazoa; Chordata; Testudines; Testudinidae. The coding region runs from base 1 to 1656 and encodes 551 amino acids. The record is from RefSeq and is a predicted model, not a curated record. The transcript has 16 exons. Gene Ontology annotation, molecular function: lipid binding.
AUGCUAAAAGGCUGGGGCAUUGCCAUCUUCUGUGGUCUGCUGACACCAGCCCUGAGCCAGCCUACACCAGCCCUAAGCCAGCCUGUGCCAGACGCUGUCCUCAGGGUUGGUAAAGGUGUGAUAGGCAACGCUGUCACAGGCUCGCUGAUACAAGGCAAUGCCCUCCAAGGUGCAAUCAGGGACAUGCCACUCGACAGUGGAGGUCCAGAUGCAGAUGGAAGCCUGCUAGGAGGUCUCCUUGGUGGUGGCGGCGGUGGUGGCCUGCUUGGGGGCUUACUUGGUGGAGGUGGCGGUGGAGAAGGGCUACUUAGUGGGAUUACUGGUGGCUUGCUUGGUGGAGGGGGUGGUGGUGAUGGUGGCCUGCUUGGUGGAGGUGGUGGCCUGCUUGGUGGAGGUGGUGGUGGUGGCGGAGGUCUCCUUGGCGGUGGAGGUCUGCUGGGUGAUGGAGGUCUACUUGGUAUCCUCGGGGAAGGAGGUUUGCUCAGCACCGUCCAGGGGCUCACAGGGUUGAGAAUUGUGGAACUAACACUCCCCAAAGUAUCUGUGAGACUCCUACCAGGGAUUGGAGUCCGCCUGGACUUGUAUACUAGAGUAGCAAUCAAUGGUAAGAGCCUCCUAGGUUUGCUUGACAUUGCAGUGGAAGUGAACAUCACGUCAAAAGUCAGAUUGACCAUGGAUGGCACUGGCUACCCAAGGCUGGUGAUUGAGAGCUGCGAUACUCUUCUCAAUGGUAUUAAAAUCAGACUCCUUAGAGGCCUGCUCCCAAUUGUGGAUAAUUUAUUGGCACGGGUCCUUAACAGACUGCUUCCCGAAUUGCUGUGCCCAGUGGUCGAUGUUGUCCUUGGCCUUGUCAAUGAUGAACUGGGCCUCGUGAACUCCCUGGUGCCCCUGGGCGUACUGGGAAGCAUCCAGUACACUGUUUCCAGCCUUCCGCUAGUAACUGGCCAGUUUCUGGAAGUUGAUUUAAAUACUGUAGUUGGGCGGGUAGCAGGAGGCCUCGUUGACUACCCCCUGGGCAAACCGGAAGCUGUCCCCAUGCCACCAAUGCCAGACACCGCCUCCUCCCAGCUUGGACUCUCGGUAAACUUCCUUGGCUCUGUAAUCUCUCUCCUGCAGAAGCAAGGGGCGCUUGAUAUAGACAUCACUGAUGGAAUGUUUCCUGAGCUUCCUCCACUAACAACAUCAACCCUUGGAGCCCUGGUUCCCACGGUUUACCAGAAGUUCCCUAAGCCCCAGCCACUGGUGCUGAAAGUUGCAGUGCCUGAAACUCCCAGGGUGACCUUGAAAAAAGAUCAAGGCUGGAUACAACUCACUGCUACCACGGAAGUGUUGGUUUCCCAGCCCAAUGAUGCCCACCAGUCCCUGUGUGUUCUAAAUAUUGAUGCUGCUUUGUUGGCCCACUUUUCUGUUGAAAAUAACAAACUGAAGAUCAGUGUCAGUCUUGACAAGACUCAUCUCUCCUUGGCUUCCUCCUCCAUUGGCAAAUUUGAUGUCUCGCUUUGGGAGUCGCUGGUUGGCAAGAUUUUUGAUGUUGCCUUCCUGCCAGCAGUGAACAGUGUGUUAGGAGGAGGCAUUCCUCUCCCUAGACUGAUGAACAUCGACUUCAGUAAUGCUGAUAUUAAUGUCAUUGAAGAUCUUCUUGUGUUAUCAGCAUGAGUCAGUGAAGCCAGAUUGGAAGAGUCCCUUGCAUUAUACCUCUCUCACCUGAAAAACAGACAGGCUCUGGCUUGACUGCAGAGGCCUGAACAAUGUUUCUCUUCAUACCUGGAAUAUUGAAACAAGACCUUGGGCCUUUCCAAAAACCCGAGACGACCAGUUGCUACUUUAAUUAAAGCCUAGACUUAGUGGAAUCAACAUGUACCUGGUUUGCUUCAGAUUAUAAUUAACUUUGAUAUUAAUAUAAUUA